CCUCCAUUCCAUGCCUGAUGUGUCAGAGUUCUAAGUUUUGUUCUCUUUGUUUUUGUGAUUGUCAAAUGUUUUGUUCUUUCUCUCCAUUCAAUUUUUUUUUGCUCAGGUGUUUGUUUUAUUUGGUGGUUUGGUGGUGUACAGCGUGCACGCUGGUUUUUCUGUCCAUCUUAUUUUCAGAGCGGAGGAAGAGACAGAACAGAGGAAGAGGCAGAGGCAGAGCAACCAAGGGCAAUUUCUUCUUCCAGGUACAAAAGGAAGGACGUUUUUCAGACAUUGGAUGUUGGAUGUGGUCAAAUGAAGGAAUAAGGAGCUGGUGGAUUAUAGAAAACUGGAUGCCCAUUCUCAUCAUUUCAAGGGUAGCAGUAUAAGGCAUGCAAAUUGCUUUCCGUCACUGUUUAUGUAUAGUUGUUGCCUGAAACAUUUUCAUUCUGAAAUUUAAGUAACAAUUGUACUAUUGUUUUGAAAUGAGCACUGUAGGGGCACAGAGAGUUAAGAACGUAUGCAUCAUAUUUUGAAAUGAUUUCUGAAGUGUUUUAUAUCCAAUAUUUCAUAGAGUUUCUCUUGGGUAUAAUCUAUUUAUUAUUUGUAUUUGUUUAUGUUUUCAAAGAUAGACUCAAGUUCACAGUAUGUUGCAGGCAAAAACAAAUUACAUGUUGCUUUUGGAACAGGUGGAUUGAAGGCCACUCUCCCAAGUUCCCAACAAUGGGUGUCAGUUUGACAACAAGAAGAGUAGUAAGGGAUGUGAUUAGAUCAUUUCUUUAGUAACAUUUUGGUCAAGGGUAUUGACCUAAUAGCAAUGUAACAUGGUCAAUGGUAUUGACGUAAUGGCAUUGUAACAUGGUCAAGGUA
Molecule: messenger RNA, 849 nt
Organism: Cryptomeria japonica (Japanese cedar)
Lineage: Eukaryota; Viridiplantae; Streptophyta; Pinopsida; Cupressales; Cupressaceae
Exons: 4
Coding region: 18-368 (116 amino acids)
Source: RefSeq, a predicted model, not a curated record